UGAAUCUGGAGCAAGAACAGAGUUCAAAGCCUGAAGGGCUCAGGCUCCCACAUGCCUCACCCUCGCCACACCAUGAGGGGAAACCCACUGCCGAAGCCAGUCUGGAUUCUACUCUUCUUGCUCCUUCCCAGAGAUGCCUCAGCUACUACAAAUCCGCAGUACAUGGUGGUGGUCCCAUCACAGCUCUAUGCCGAAGCUCCUGAAAAGGCCUGUGUCGUCCUUAGCCAACUGAAUGAGAAAGUGAUGCUCAACAUAACUCUCGAUUAUGAAACACAGAGCAAGAAGCUCCUCACAGACGUGGUGGCAGAGAAGAAUGCUUUCUACUGCAGUCCCUUCAUUAUUCCAGACUUGCCAUCCUCCUUGGCAUUCAUCACUGUGCAGGUUACCGGGCCAACCCAGCAUUUUGUACAGAGGAAGCCAAUGAACAUCCUAAAAGCAGAGAACCUCAUCUUCAUGCAGACUGACAAACCCAUCUACAAACCCGGACAAACAGUGAGAUUCCGCAUUGUCCACGUGGAUGUCAAUUUUCACCCUUUGGAUGAAACGUUCCCAAUCAUUUUUAUUGAGGAUCCCAAGAGGAACCGCAUUUUCCAAUGGCGAAAUCACGAAUUGCAGUCGGGGCUCAGCCAGCUCUCUUUCCCACUCUCAAUGGAGCCCAGUCUAGGUUCCUACAAGAUCAUACUGCAGCAAAAGUCAGGGAAAAGAGAAGAGCACUCCUUUGAGGUGAAGGAGUACGUUUUACCCAAAUUUGAGGUCCAAGUAAAAGCACCCAAGACCAUUGGUUUUCUAGAUGAAGACUUUCCAGUAACCAUCUGUGGCUUGUACACAUAUGGAAAGCCUGUCUCUGGUCUGGUGACAAUGACUGUAUGCAGAAAGCAUUUACGAUUUCAUUCCGCCUGUCAUAGCAAAUAUGCACAAGAUAUCUGUGACGAAUUCAGUCAACAGGCAGACAACAAAGGAUGUUUCACAAAAGUCAUAAAGGCUAAAGCAUAUCAGCUAAAACAAAAAGGAUAUGACAUGACAAUACAAGUGGAAGCCAAGGUCAAGGAGGAGGGAACAGGAUUGGAAUUGACUGGGCAUGGAUUAAUUCGGAUCACAAAUACCUUAAGCACAUUGAAAUUUACUAAAGCAGAUUCUCAUUACAGACGUGGACUUCCUUUCUUUGGACAGGUUCUUCUUGUUAAUGAGAAGGAUCAGCCAAUCCCUAAAAAACCUAUAUCGGUCAGCGUGGAUGUAAUUCCCCACCCAUUAGUUUUUCUUACUAAUGAGCACGGUUUAGUGGACUUUUCUAUUGACACCACCAACUUCACAGCUUCUUCCAUUACAGUUACGGUCAGUUACAAGCAGAACUCUAACUGUUAUGAUAACACGUGGAUGGAUGAAUUUCACACAGAAGCACACCAUACCGCAAAGCAUAUUUAUUCCCCGAGCAAGAGUUAUGUUAGCCUUGAAGCUCCCGUUGGCACUUUAACCUGUGGACAAACCCAGAAGAUCCGGGCACACUACAUUCUGAAUGGACAGAUUCUGAAGGAUGAAAAAGAGAUAACCUUCUAUUAUCUGAUCAAAGCAAAAGGAAGCAUCACCCAAUCAGGAAUCCAUGUGCUGUCUGCUAAACAAGGAGACAUGAAAGGGGUCUUCUCCCUCUCCUUCCAAGUGGGACCGGACAUUGCACCUAAGGGUCAGCUGCUUAUUUAUUCCAUUUUACCUAAUGGAGAAGUUAUCGCAGACACUGAGGAACUCCAGGUUGAAACCUGCUUUGCCAACAAGGUCAAUCUGAGUUUCUCCUCUGCCCAGGCUCUGCCAGCCUCAGAUACCCAGCUGAAGGUGUCAGCCAGCCCGCACUCGCUCUGCGGCCUCCGCGCAGUAGACCAGAGUGUGCUGCUCAUGAAGCCUGAAGCUGAGCUCUCGCCUAAAACGGUCUAUAAUUUGCUGCCAGCAAAGCAUUUCUAUGGUGUUGGAUAUGACAGUGAAGAUGGAAAGUGCGUCGAGCCAAAAGACAUAAUUCAGGAUGGAAUUGUUUACACACCAAAGGAGACUGUAUAUGAUGACGAUAUUUAUAGUAUCUUCCGGUCUGUAGGAUUAAAGAUUUUCACAAACGCGAAAGUCCACAAGCCACGUUUAUGUGAGCCACCACCUGAACGAUUUCAAAUGAUGCCUCUGCGUGUAGGAGACUUUGGACUAGGUUUACGUGGACCGCUACCUAUGGGAGCUGCUGCAGCAAUGCCAAUGGCAGGGAGCCUCCCGCCUCCACCUAUGCCUCUGCUGGUGACUGUGCCGGUGAGAGAGACCAUCCGGAAGUACUUCCCUGAGACCUGGAUCUGGGACUUGGUAGUUCUCGAUUCAUCCGGUGCAAGUGAGCUGACAAAGAAGGUUCCAGACACCAUCACCGAGUGGAAGGCCAGUGCACUCUGCUUGUCAAAGACCACGGGGCUGGGCCUCUCCCCCAUCGUCCCUCUUCAAACCUUCCAGCCCUUCUUUCUAGAACUCACCCUCCCCUACUCCGUGGUGCGAGGAGAAGCCUUCACACUCAAAGCCACUGUGUUCAACUACUUGCCGCACUGCAUACGGGUUCGCGUGGAGCUGGAGGCCUCUUCUGCUUUCCUGGCCGUCCCGGUGGAGGAGAGUGAAGACUCCCACUGUGUCUGUGGAAAUGGACGGAAGACCGUGUCCUGGGCUGUGACCCCAAAGUCCCUGGGAAAGGUGAAUUUCACCGCUACCGCAGAAGCCCUGCAGUCUGAGAAACUGUGUGGCAAUGAGGAGCCUAAAGUCCCAGCACUUGGACAGAAAGAUACCGUGGUCAAGCCUUUAAUAGUUGAGCCUGAAGGAAUAGAAAAGGAGGAAACUUUCAACUCAGUGCUCUGUGCAUCAGAUGCUGGGGCACCUGAAAAGUUGUCACUGAAAGUUCCUCCAAAUGUGGUGGAAGGCUCUGCCAGGGCAACGUACACAGUUUUGGGUGAUAUACUAGGCUCUGCAAUGCAAAACCUUCAGAAUCUGCUCCGGAUGCCCUAUGGUUGUGGAGAACAGAAUAUGAUUCUUUUUGUCCCCAACAUCUAUGUCCUGAACUAUCUGAAUGAGACACGACAGCUGACAGAGAAGAUCAAGUCCAAAGCCAUUGGCUUCCUCGUCAGUGGGUACCAAAGGCAGUUGAAUUAUAAGCACAACGAUGGUUCAUACAGCACCUUUGGGGAAAGCAGUGGAAGCCAGGGAAACACUUGGCUCACCGCAUUUGUGCUCAAGUCUUUUGCUCAAGCUCAAUCACACAUCUUCGUGGAUAACUCACACAUCACGAGUGCCUUUUCCUGGCUGUCAAGGAAACAAAAGGAAGAUGGCUGUUUCCAGAGCUCUGGAUCACUGCUACACAAUGCUAUGAAGGGCGGAGUAGAUGAUGAGGUGACGCUCUCUGCCUACAUCACCAUUGCCCUGCUGGAGAUGCCACUGCCUGUCACUAACCCGGUUGUCCGCAAUGCUCUAUUCUGCCUGGAAACGGCCUGGAGCUCCAUGUCGGAGGCCCAAGGAAAUCUUGUCUAUACCAAGGCAUUGUUGGCCUAUGCGUUCGCCCUAGCAGGAAACCAGGCUAAGCGAAAGGAGAUCCUGGAAUCACUAGACAAAGAAGCUGUAAAAGAAGAGGAUUCAAUCCACUGGCAACGUCCUGGGAAAAUUGGAGAAGCCGAGACACUAUUUCAUCAACCGCGGGCCGCUUCUGUAGAAGUGGAAAUGACAGCUUACGUGCUCCUCGCCCUCCUUACUGGCAAGUCUGCCCGGUCUUCAGAGGACCUGGCUGUGGCAUCACACAUUGUGAAAUGGAUCACCAAGCAACAGAACCCUCAGGGCGGCUUCUCCUCCACUCAGGAUACAGUGGUCGCUCUCCAAGCCCUCUCCAAAUACGGAGCAGCAACUUUCACUAAAAACGACAAGGCAGCUUUGGUCACUGUCAAGUCUUCUGAGACCUUUUCUGGUGAAUUCCAAGUAGAUGAUGCUAACCGUCUACUGCUGCAAGAGAUCAAAUUGCCAGAGGUUCCAGGGGAAUACAGCACCACGGUGUCAGGGUCAGGAUGUGUGUAUCUUCAGACAUCUUUGAGAUACAAUGUCCUUCCCAAGAAAGAAGGAGAAGCACCAUUCUCUCUGCAGGUUAAUACUAUCCCCAAGAAUUGUGAAGGUAUAGAUGCUCACAGGAACUUCCAGAUUCACAUCGACAUUAGUUAUACCGGGAAGCGGCCCAGCUCUAACAUGGUCAUUGUUGAUGCGAAGAUGAUAUCAGGCUUCAUACCUGUGAAACCAUCCGUGAAAAAGCUCCAAGAACAGCCUCAGAUUAAGAGGACUGAAGUGAGCACCAACCAUGUCCUAAUUUACUUUGAAGAGCUAACCAACCAAACCUUGAGUUUCUCCUUCUCAGUGGAACAAGACAUCCAAGUGAAGAAUUUACAGCCAGCGACAGUGAAAGUCUAUGAUUAUUAUGAGACAGAUGAAUUUGCCAUUGAACAAUACAGUGCCCCUUGCAGUGCUGAAUCUGAACAAGGAAAUGCCUGAAAUGAAAACCUAACAACCUCUUCAGAUCAACUUCUCCAGAAAUGAAGAGCAAUGGCUUCUUAGGAGAGAGAAGAGUGAGAGAAGGAAGGAAAGACGAAAACUUGCAUGUUGAAUAAGUUUGUGACAUUUACAACUCUCUAUUUUCUUUAUCAAUAUUAUAUUUCAUUCUGAAAUAUGUAUCUACCCGCCAUAGCAUUUU
Tupaia belangeri chinensis (Chinese tree shrew) is the source of this 4726-nucleotide messenger RNA. Its product is annotated as pregnancy zone protein. Gene Ontology annotation, cellular component: extracellular region. The coding region runs from base 52 to 4527 and encodes 1491 amino acids. The transcript is spliced from 37 exons. Lineage: Eukaryota; Metazoa; Chordata; Mammalia; Scandentia; Tupaiidae. Gene Ontology annotation, molecular function: protease binding; endopeptidase inhibitor activity. The record is from RefSeq and is a predicted model, not a curated record.